This is a messenger RNA of Striga hermonthica, 1947 nucleotides long. NCBI's taxonomy places the organism in Eukaryota, Viridiplantae, Streptophyta, Magnoliopsida, Lamiales, Orobanchaceae. The record is from the annotation of a GenBank genome assembly.
AUGGCUGCGGAGAGUUCGACGGCGGCGGCGAGCGCCAGAUCUGGCGGCGGAGGACCAUCGGCGGACUCGUACAUUGGCAGCUUGAUAAGCUUGACUUCGAAGAGCGAGAUCAGGUACGAAGGGAUACUCUACAAUAUCAACACCGAAGAGUCUAGCAUCGGCCUACGCAACGUGAGGUCGUUUGGUACAGAAGGUCGGAAGAAAGAUGGUCCGCAGGUCCCUCCUAGCGACAAAGUUUACGAAUACAUACUAUUCAGAGGAAGUGAUAUUAAGGAUUUACAAGUCAAAGCUUCUCCACCAGUUCAGAGCACUCCACCUAUAAACAAUGACCCCGCAAUUAUUCAGUCUCACUAUCCCCGUCCAUCAGCUCCAACCGCAAGCAUGCCUGUGGCAGCCCCGAACGGGUCAUUGCUGGACCAUGGCUCCCAUUCUUCACAAAUGGGACUGCCUGGAUCGACUUUCCAAAACAACAUGCAUUUAUAUCAACCUGGUGGGAACUUGAACUCAUGGGGACCUUCUCCGUCAAACCCAAACGGUAGUGGCCUGGCCAUGCCAAUGUACUGGCAGGGAUUAUAUGGCACACCUAACGGGCUGCCCGAACUGCCCCAGCAGUCCCUUCUUCGACCACCCCCCGGCCUGUCUAUUCCUCCUACCAUGCAUCAGAUGCAAUUUUCGAGCUUUAAUUCAUCUCUGCCAACAGCUUCAUCUAGUAUGCCUGCUUCAACUCUGCCAGAUUACCAGUCAUCCUUGGUUCCGAACAGCACAAGUUCCUCUACUUUGACUCCUAAUACUUCGUCGACUUCCCCAAUCUCGUCUUUGAAUGUUCCCCCUCUACAGCCCAUCCCGCUUGUAUCUGGAACAAUGAGUAAUCCACUUCAAAACAAAGCUCCCCCAGUUUCUGGCUCUGGUAUCCUGACAUCAACAAACUCUAGCCUCCCAUCUUUAGCUCAACUUCCAACUUCAAUUCCUUCUGACGCCGGAUUACAUUUGGUUGCUAGCAAACCUAGUCCAGUACCUGGUCCAGCUGCGGGCCAGCAAAGUAUAUCAGAAGCCGGACCACCAUCUUUUUCUCGGGCAUCUGGUUCUGUUCUUACAGAAAAGCAUACACCACCACUUGUAACUCCUGGUCAACUUCUGCAAUCAGCACCACCUGCUAUCUCUGCACCUCAAACAUCACAGACAAUGCAGAAGGAUGUCGAGGUGGUCCAAGUGUCAUCUAAACCACCGCCAGAGGCUUCAGUGCCGGCAGCAUCGGAAGCUCAGCCACCAAUAUUACCUUUACCGGCAAAUGCAAGAGCUCAAAAGCAUAAUGGAGGUGGUUAUCACAUGCGAAACAAUUACAGAGGGCGUGGCGGAAGAGGAUCUGGGAUCUCACGCCCUGUUGCUAGAUUCACCGAAGAUUUUGAUUUUACAGCAAUGAAUGAGAAAUUCAAUAAAGAUGAAGUGUGGGGUCAUUUGGGAAAGAGUAACAAAUAUCAAUCCAAAGAUGAUGAAAAUGAAAGUGAUGAAGAAGAUGAUUCACAGGUGGAGGAUGAUGCUGAAUCACCAAAGAUUGAGAUCAAGCCUGUUUAUAACAAAGACGACUUUUUUGACUCCCUAUCCUGCAAUUCACUACAAAAUGACCCGAAUCAUGGAAGGACUAGGUAUUCAGAGCAAAUGAAGCUGGAUACUGAGACAUUUGGAGAGUUUUCAAGGUACCGAGGUCGUGGUGGACGUGGGCCCAGCCGUGGUGGCGGUCGGUUUCGUGGGUCGUACCAUGGGAGGGGUUAUGGUGGGUAUGGCGGCUAUGUGGGAAGGGGCCGUGGUAGAGGCAUGCGGGUGUGUGGAUGGGUAGACACUGCGUGCAUGGUGACUAUCUGCGGCGCGGAUUGGUUGCGCUUCGCGGGCGCACCGACCAUUGCAGACGAGGCGGGUGUCUCGCGGGCGCGACACUUCGGAAGGUCGUAG